AUGGCUACCACUCCCAUCUGGCUCACGCCACGUGAGAGCCAGCUGCGGCGGCUGUUGCUGGACGUUGCACGCUACAUAGACGAGUCAAAGGAGAUCAAAGAGAAGCUCGAGCUACGAUUCGCCGGAGGGUGGGUUCGAGACAAGCUCCUGAAUAUCGAGAGCCAUGAUAUUGACACCGCAAUCAACGCCAUGACUGGCUACGCUUUCAGCACCAAGAUGCAAGAAUAUCUCAAGGAUGACGAUAAUCUGAAGAAGCAUUCUUUGCAAGCUACCGAUAUCCACAAUCUUCACAAGAUUCUUGCAAAUCCGGAAAAAUCAAAGCAUCUGGAGACAGCCACUACCAGGAUCUUCGGCUUCGACGUUGACUUUGUCAACCUGAGGAAGGAGACGUAUUCAGAGGAUAGCCGGAACCCGCAAAUGGAGUUUGGCACUGCGGAGGAAGAUGCAUUGAGGCGGGAUGCUACUAUCAAUGCUCUAUUCUACAAUCUUCACCGUGACCAGGUUGAAGAUUUCACUGGCGGUUUAAAAGAUCUGAAGGCCAAGCAUAUCAAAACUCCUCUCGACCCAAAGACGACCUUCAUGGACGACCCUUUGCGCGUGCUGAGGUUGAUCAGGUUUGCGAGCCGGCUUAGCUUCACGAUUGAUACCAAGUCUGAAACUUGUAUGAGUGACCCGGCAGUUAUGAAAGCUCUUAAGUUGAAGAUCAGCAGAGAAAGAGUGGGAGUUGAAUUGGAAAAGAUGUUGAAAGGCAAAAAUCCUCGAAGGUCUCUCCAGUUCAUUGAUAGACUUGGCCUCUACUCAACCAUCUUCACGGAUCCUACCAUUCAAGAAUGUCCUUCGCCCGAAACCGCAAAUUGGAACCUUGCUUAUGACUGCCUCGAAAACCUGAGGUCCAACGCAACGCCUGGAUGUAUUUAUCAAUCUUUGGUACGAUCAGAAGACGCAAAGUAUUUGGCAUGGAUACUAGUCGCUCUGGUCCCCUUUUCGUCCGUUCCCCAAACGCUUCCCAUCAAGCAGAAGGGCAAACCGCACUUACCUCUCGGCGCUAUGGUGGCUAGGGAAGGAAUCAAGGCGGAUAACAAGAUCUGCAACGUUGUCAGCGGCGCUUUCAAACAUUUUCAAGAGAUCACUGAUUUAAAAUAUGCCAUUAAAGCAAAUAAACCACACAUCAGCGAACGAGAUACGGUGGGUAUGACAAUCCGGAGAUGGGACUCUCAGGGUGGACAUUGGAGACUUCAAGUGCUGUUUGCUCUUCUCGUCGAAGCCAUGAAUUCAAAAUGUCCCUCCAAGUUUCUUCGAGAAUAUUACAAGGAGCUCUUCAGCGAGUGGCAAGGCUUCAUAGAUCAUUUGGAGGCCAUGGAUUUGAUGGAUGCGCCAGCUCUGAAACUCAUCCUUUCUGGGACUGAGUUGUCACAAGCUCUUGGUGGAGUGAAGCCUGGUCCGUGGAUGAAGCCUGCGUUAGAUGUUUGCAUGGAGUGGCAGCUUCGGAAUCCUGGUGUGGAGGAUGCAGCGGGUGCUAUCGAGCAAGUGAAGAAACGAAGUGAAGAGUUGAAGAUACCUAAUAAGAAUUAG
Molecule: messenger RNA, 1572 nt
Organism: Hyaloscypha bicolor E
Lineage: Eukaryota; Fungi; Ascomycota; Leotiomycetes; Helotiales; Hyaloscyphaceae
Exons: 2
Coding region: 1-1572 (523 amino acids)
Biological process (GO): tRNA 3'-terminal CCA addition
Molecular function (GO): ATP:3'-cytidine-cytidine-tRNA adenylyltransferase activity; RNA binding
Source: RefSeq, a predicted model, not a curated record